This is a messenger RNA of Eruca vesicaria subsp. sativa (arugula), 538 nucleotides long. Lineage: Eukaryota; Viridiplantae; Streptophyta; Magnoliopsida; Brassicales; Brassicaceae. The record is from the annotation of a GenBank genome assembly.
GGUGUCAUUGUUUUCCUUCUUCCACUUUUUUUCACAGUUGAACUGGUCGUCUCUUUUGCUUAAUCUGCAAAGUUUAUCUUCUCAUCUCUUUGAUGUAUGGCAAUCAAUAUUAUUGUGUUGUGUUAUUUUCAGCUAUGUUUCCGUGUUUUGAUUGGUUGUGUAGUGAAUCUUUUUUUUUUUCCGGCGGUGUGUUGUUUGGUUAGGGGAUUUGAAGAGGACAGUGACAUGAUUCAAAUCAACACCAAUCUUCGUAGUCGCAAGGUGUCAGACAUUUUUUUUUAUUGUGUUAGCAUCGUUUUAGUUGAGGUUGGCUCUGUUGCGUGUUGUGAUUUUAUUAUUUCGUUACAGAUUCAAGAGCUUAAGUUGUGUCCGUCCUCUGAGCUGUGUUGGUAUUUCUCAGAUACUUGGGAGCAGUUUCAGAUCAAUGGCAGGGUUGAGGUCAUUGAUGCCUCAAGUUCUGACCAAAUUUCAGGCAAGGCUUAUGUAAAUCUUUCAUGCGCCUGGUAUGCCUUACAACAACGAGCAACCAGAUCAAGAA